CUUUUUUUUUUAUUUAAGAUUGCCUCUUCCUCCCUUUGAGAAGGAAAAACCUAUACGUGGUUGAAAUCUGACCCUUGAUUGUAAGAUGCAAACUUGGCAUCCUCCCAUUCCCUGCUUGGAAAACAUUGCCCCCAUUCCUUUCGUUUCGCUCAUCUUUGCCAUCUUUGUUUGUUCUGUAUAAAAAAAAAAUUGAAAAAAAAAAAAAAAAAAAAAAAAAGAAGAGAGAAAAAAGCUGUGUUUCGCUUCAUCAGCACGCAACUUUCACAAACCUAUACAUGGUCCCUCUGUUCAAAAACUUAAUUUAGGGCACCAGAAGUGAAAAGCAUAAUCAGAAACCUUGAAGGCCUUAAUUAUCAACCUUUCUCCUAGAUCCAUAUCGCUCCUCCAUUUUCGAAGUAUUCACAGCGAAAGGCUCCUUGGAGCUUUUAGACAAUGGGAGCUAUGAAGUUGGAACUUCGUUGUCCCCAAAGUGUUGAUGGAGUCGCCCUGGACCCUGAGCCAGAUUGGAACUUUGAUGCUUUAUUAGCAGAGCUUAAUUCAUUGGAAAUGAAGCUCAAUACCUCUGGAAAGGUUCAUGCACGUUUCACCAAAUCAAGACUGCGAGACUUCUCAAAUGAGAAGAGUGAUGAUAAAUGUCCUAGGCCUUUUGUAAUGCAUGUGUUCGAGGAUGAGGUGAAGGAUUCUGAAAGUGAUGGUGAGGACAAUGGAAGAUUAGUGCCUGCGAAACGGUUCAACUGUGACAAACAUUAUUUGAGUGAUGAUUCUGAUGAUGAGUUGGCUCUUGAGUUCCAGUCCUACUUGAUGGAUGAAGUGGGAUUAGUAGAAAGUGCUUUAUGUGAACAAACAUAUGAACAUCAAGUUGAUACUAAGGAGAAGAUUAGGAGCAAAAUUUCUGCACUGGAGGCAGAUUUGAUGGGUGAAACUGAAAAGUCUGCUUCUGCACUCACUCGAGUUGAGAAAUAUAGAGAAGCAAGAUGGGAAAUUGAUAGGAAACUUGAUACUCAAUAUCAGCGUAAGAUCGCAGAAGCACUUGAUAAUCAUUUGACUGCUGUUCAGCGGGACCAUGAAUUGAGAUCACAAAUAGAAGAAAGAAAAAUAAGAAGUUAUGCAGCUUAUGAAGAGGCCAAAAGAAAGGAAAAGGCUCUCCAAGAAGAAAAAAUACACCAAGAAAAAGCUAGAGCAGAAUCUGAGGCAAGACUUAGAGCUGAGGAAGCAAAAAGAGUUGCUUUAGAUGAGAGAAGAGAGGCAAAAGAAGCUGCUGAAAGGGAAGCUAAUGAAACAGCAGCAAAGGUUGCUGCUGGGGUGGCACAAGAAGCAGCUGCAGGAUGCCAACUGGAUGCCAAUUCAGGAAUGUCAAAUGAAUCCAAAGGAUUUCCAUCUGAUGAAUCAAAAAACCCACAAUCAGAGGGUAACGUUCUCAGGGCUGCUGAAAGUGCUCUUCUUUUAGAACAGGAGAGACUACAAAAACUUAAGCAGAUAGAGGAAAGUAACCAGGCUUUGAGGUUAACUCACAAUAAGGAUUUCAGCAGCUAUGAAAGACAUAUUGCUAGGUUGUUAAGACAAAUAAGUGGGACAAAAGAGAUCGUCAGAGAAAAGUCAAGUGAAAUUGUAAAGAUUUUCAAUGAUCCUCUUUGUCCUCAGUCGAUCAGCAUUGCAGCAUUUGCAAAGAAGGUAGUCUCUCGUUGUGAAAGCCCAGAUAAUGAUGCUUUUGCAUGUGGCUAUGUCAUUGUUCUUGUUAUUUCACAGGUUCCACAUGCAAUGGAUCUCCUUCUAGCCGAGUUCCAUAGAGCCUGCACUUACACUGUUCCAAAGCGCAUAAUUUACUCAAAGAUGGCAGGGUUUGCUCUCUUCAGAAAAUACAAAUCUCAGUUCAUGAAGGUGCUCAGCAUCAUCUCUGACAACUUUCUGGAAGCACUGAAAGCACGUGAAGAGUUGGGGUUAAGAGCGACCAUUGUUGAGAUUCAAGCUUACAUGGAAGAUAAGACGUUCCUCAAGGAGCCAGAGGGAAGGGCCCUGCAGGGUUCAUUGCUAUCAAGUGUUAUGGUGCCGGAGCCAGAUUAUCACAACUCGUAUUCUCGCCCACAACCAAAUAAAUAUUUCUACUGAUUAAAUAUUACCAAGAUUUCAUCUCACUGGUUUUUUUUAAAAAAGAAAUUUGUACUGCAAUUUGUGUAUUCUGUCUCCAACGAUUCAAAUCUGAUUUUUACUUU
This is a messenger RNA of Carya illinoinensis, 2210 nucleotides long. Its product is annotated as protein GLE1-like. Bases 433 to 2106 code for a protein of 557 amino acids. Gene Ontology annotation, cellular component: nuclear pore; cytoplasm; nuclear pore cytoplasmic filaments. Gene Ontology annotation, molecular function: translation initiation factor binding; phospholipid binding; inositol hexakisphosphate binding. Lineage: Eukaryota; Viridiplantae; Streptophyta; Magnoliopsida; Fagales; Juglandaceae. Gene Ontology annotation, biological process: poly(A)+ mRNA export from nucleus; regulation of translational termination; regulation of translational initiation. The record is from RefSeq and is a predicted model, not a curated record. The transcript is spliced from 13 exons.